Messenger RNA from Oryza brachyantha (malo sina), 1236 nucleotides. RefSeq names its product serine/threonine-protein kinase STY13-like. Gene Ontology annotation, cellular component: plasma membrane. Gene Ontology annotation, biological process: protein phosphorylation. NCBI's taxonomy places the organism in Eukaryota, Viridiplantae, Streptophyta, Magnoliopsida, Poales, Poaceae. Gene Ontology annotation, molecular function: protein kinase activity; ATP binding. The record is from RefSeq and is a predicted model, not a curated record. The transcript has a single exon. The coding region runs from base 48 to 1037 and encodes 329 amino acids.
UUCACUCGAUCGAUCCAGUGCAUUCGGCAAGUGCAGAUCUACUUGAUAUGUCUAGCAUGGAGAAGAUGGACGCCAGGGGAUUGGGUAACCGCAAAAGCAGCUUGAAUUCUGGCAGUGAGGUGCUGACGGCGGCAUGGGAGAUCGAUCUCUCCCGCCUGCAGAUCAACGAUUUUGUGAAACAAGGGUCGCAGGGCACGCAGUUCUGGGGCAAGUACCACGGGCGUGAUGUCGCCGUGAAGCUGCUCGAGUGGGGACGGGAUGGGCACUCCACGCCAGAACAGAUCAUCCACCUAGGAGAGUCGCUGCGCGAGCUGGCCGCCGCUUGGGACGAGAUGGACCAUCCAAAUAUCGCCAAGUUGGUCGGCGCAUUCAUUGGUAAAUCACCACCGCCGGGCACAACGUCCUUCGUCCUGGCCGAGCACCUCAACGGAGGAACGUUGAGGGAAUAUCUGAACAAGCAUAUCAAAUCCAAAGUGACAUACAAGAACGCCGUCAACUUGGCGCUGGGAAUGGCGAGAGGACUUAGCUAUCUGCACUCGAGGAAGAUUGUGCACCAUAACAUCAGCACUGAGAACAUGCUCCUUGACGACAACCUCAACCUCAAGAUCGCUGACUUCGGUGUGACUUGCAUCGAUUCUGAACCGAAGGACAUGACGGGGCGGACGGGCACAUCAUGUUACGUGGCGCCGGAGGUGCUCGACGGGAAGCCAUACAACCAUAAGUGCGAUGUGUAUAGCUUUGGCAUCUGUCUAUGGGAAAUCUACUGCUGCGAGAUACCCUACGUGGACGCCAACUUUGUCGAUAUCACAUCGGCAGUCCUCCACAACCACAUGCGACCGAAGAUCCCGAAGUGUUGCCCGUUGGACAUGGCGAACAUCAUGAGAAUGUGCUGGGAUGCCGAGCCGGCUUCGCGGCCAGAGAUGCAGGAGGUGGUAGUGAUGCUAGAGAAGUUGGACACCAAGAAAGGUCGUGGCAUGGUGCCAGCGGGGCAGCCUUUCGGUUGCUUAUGCUUCUCAAUCAGACGUCGUGGCUCCUAGACAAGUCUUAUUGUAGGUAUUGUUUCCUAGAAUUGUGUGUAUAUAUGUGUGUCUCGGUCAUCGUCGGUCUUAGUUUGAUCAUCGUGCCAACCAAAGGUGAAGUUGUUCAGUGAGAGAUGACUCUAUAUGUUAAUAAAGACAGUUUUGAUGUCGAUCAAUAAUUUGUAAAUUUUGAAGACAUGAAUGGAAUUCGAUUUAC